AUGUCAUACUCAUCCUCUCAAUUCUGGGAACCUAUCAAUGCAACGGCUGAGAAGCCUGUGAUUAGAGGCGAUGGCAUUCGUGUGUUUGGCAUGGAUGCUGAACUUGAGCUAAAGAUGCAAUCAAAACGCGAUCCAGAGUAUGAGAGCGAGUUGGCACAGUGGAUUGAACAGGCGACAGGCAUGCAGCUGGAGUUUCCCAAUGACUUGGUCGAGUCACUGCGCAGUGGCAUCGUGCUCUGCACGCUCAUCAACACACUGAUUCCCGAUACAAUCAAGAAGAUCAAUAUGAAGCCAAUACCAAUGUUCCACCUGGAGAACAUCAGUUUCUAUCUGAAGGGCUGCUGGUCGGUGGGCCUGCCCUCAUCCGAUCUCUUUGUGGCCACCGACCUCUACCACCGCAAGGACAUUGCGCAGGUCAUCCAGAACCUGACGUCGGUGGCGCGAUCAGCCCCAAACUGCCCGCACUAUAAAGGACCCAUCUUUGGCCAGGUCAAACACAAACACUCUUCGCCAACGAUCAACCCGGCGCACGAUCAGACGACAGAGACGCAGGAGGAUAGGUUCGCUCCGCCCCUGCUCCUGAACGGGACCAAGCCAGGUCCCAAGGACUCCAUAUUCUGUAUAUACUGCGGCUCCAAGAAGACCUGCAACAAGUGCGAUCAUGCAGGCGAUGAGAAGCUGGCCAAAGAGCGCGAUGAGCUGUCGGCGCGCUCAGACAAGUUGGAGGCUCUUCUACAAGAACGCGACGAGCGCAUUGAGCAGGAUCGCAUGUACAGUGAGAAGAAGGAGAAAGAGUGGGCGUUGGAAGAGCAGCGAGUGACAGAGGCGGAGCGAGCAUCUGAGCUACAACGACUGUUUGACUCACAUAAGAAGCUGGCGACAGAGAUGGAGCUGGACUCUUCACGAGCAUUGGAGCAACAACAUAAUGCACACGUACAGAAGGAGAAUGAGAUAAAGCAGUACCUCGACCAACUGAAACAUCAAAUGGAGGCACAACAAAGAGACUCGAGCGAGAGGCAUGCUGAGGAGAUGAUUGAGAUGCAGACCAGACACACAGAAGAGGUGACCAAGCUGAAGCAAGUACAGAGCGAGUUGGAGCAUGCACAACGAGAAGAGGUUGCCAAGUUGGUGAACACUCAGCGCGAGUUGGAGGACCAGCAUGCAUUGGAACUCUCAAACAUGAGGGCGAAGCAUGAAGAGUUGGAGAGGAAGCAUUCAUCCGAUGUGUCCACACUCACUCAAGAGCAUGACGAACUGAAGGCCAGACUAUCUUUGGAGGUCAACAAACUGAAACAGGUACGAGUCGAGCUGGAGACUAAUCAUUCAUUGGAGGUGUCCAAGCUGAGGACAGCACAUGAUAAGAUGGAACAGACACUUCGUUUGGAACUGGCCAACAUGAACGCGAAUCAUGAGUCAGCACUGAGGGAGAUGGACGAGAAGAGCACAUUGGAGACCAAGAUGGCGCAGGACUCCCUAAACACAUUGAUGGCCAAGCACGAGCUUGAGAUCAGACAGGAGAAACUAUUGAUGAAGGAGAUACAGGAGACACAUGCAGUGGCGACACAGAAGGCUCUUGAUGUUCAACACGAGUUGGCAACAGAGCGAGACGAAACAGCCAAACGAUUGCGAUGUGUCGAGUUGGAGUUGGAGCAACACAGUGCAGAGGCCCAGCAAGCCCGCCAGGCAUUUCAAGAACGAUUGGGCGACAUGUCGAGGCAGCAUGAUCUCGACGUGCAGGGGUCCACCGAGCUACAUGGCAGACUGGAGGCAAAGGCUAAAGAGUGCGACGAGGCUUUGACAGAGGUGGUCAAGACACAGGAGGAGCUUCAACAGGCGAGACAAGUGUGCGACCAGAGAGCAAAGGAGUUGGACCGUGUGCAAGAGACGAAGAGACAACUGGAAGACAAGUGCCAGGAGAUUGGAAAUGAAUUGGCCGCACUCAAGGAGUCCAGCACGAACAAGGACAUUGACACACAGAAGGAGAUAUCCACUCUGAGGAAACAAGUUGGCCAAAAGGACGUGGCAUUGCGCGCCGCGGCACAAGAGCGCAAGCACUUGGAGGAUCAGCGCGACCGUGAGGCGCAGAGAGUGGUCGAGGCGCAGAAGGAGCUGGAGGUCCAACGUGCACUGUACAUCAUUCCAAUGGAGAAGACCAUCGACUCUGGCAAGCAGUCGAUAGAGCAGCUCGAGCAAAAGGUCGAACAACAUCAGCUUCAGUACAGACAGCUCACACAACAACUGCAGAGUCUUGAGCAGAGGGUACAGACAUACAGUACCGAGGAGGUGAAGCUACAGGAGCAAGUGCAACAAUACGAGACGCAGGCGCUACAGCAGCAAGAGCAGCUACAACAACAAACAGUGCAGAUACAACAACUCGAGCAGGUGUCCCAGCAGCAGACCACCGACAUCCAUGAUCACCAACUUCAAGUCCAAGAGAAAGACAAGAGAAUCCAAGUGCAGGACAAGCGUAUCCAGGAACAGGCAAGGUGUAUUGAGCAACGAGAUGAGCAGGUCAAGGUGGCAGACGAAAGGAUCAAGGUGAUGGAGGUGCAAUGUAAACAACAAGAGAGUCGUCUGCAGGAGCAGGAUAAGUCCAUCAAGCAUCUGACUGAGCAGACUGAACAGAGAGACGAGCAGCUCAAUCUGAAGAAUGAGUUGGUGAUUCAAAAGGAUCAGGAGAUUCAACAGCUCGUUGACCUACAAAGACAACAGGAAGCCAAGGUGAAGGAGCAGGAUACUCUGAUACAACAACUCAAACAACUGGAUCAGGGACAAUCACAAACCAUUCUGGAGCACUUGGAGCAGGUCCGCGAUCAAGACAAGCUCAUCAAGCAUCAAGAACAACUCAUACAUGACAAGGACCAGCGUAUCCAGCAACAAGACCAUCGUAUCCAGGAGAAAGAGCGUCGCAUCCUGGAGCAAGACCAUCAGAUAAAGACACAAGAUCAACGCAUCAAAGAUCACGACAAUCGCGCCCAAGAGCAAGUCCAGCAGAUCCAAGUGCAGGACCAGCGCAUCCAGGAACAGGAGCAACGAAUCAGUGAUCAGGACAUGAUAAUCAAGGAGAAGGAUCAAGUUGCCAAGCAACACCAACAGAGUUUGGAGAGCCAGGCCCUACGAAUUCAGAGUCUCGAGCAACUUGUCCAGGAACAGCUUCAGCGCAUCAAUCAACAAGAUGAACUUGUAGACACACAAACACAACAACUCAAACAACAGCAAGCACAGUAUACACGAGCAGUAGAGAAGCAGGAGCAACAGCAACAAACUCAUACUCAACAGCUUGACACCCAUGCAGCCGAACAUACCGAGCAAAGACAGAUCAUCGAGCAGCAACGUCAUCAAUUGCGCGAGAAGGAGGAGCAGAUCGAGGAGCAGCAGCAACUGGCCUCUCAGCAAAGUCAUCACAUUCAACAACAACGUCAAGAGAAUGAGCAACAAGCAGUUCAGAUUGAGCAACUACUUCAGCAACUCGAACAAAAGAGUCAGCAUACUUUGGCACAGAUGAAGCAGUCUCAGGAUGUGGAGGACAACCUACAAACCACCAUUGACCAGCAGGAGAAGAGGAUCGCCCAGUUCUUGCAGCAAGCCAAGGAACAAGAGUCUGAGCACCACAAUCUGUCCGAACAGAUCCAGUCCAAAGACAGUCAGCUCCAACUCAUCCAGAGACAACAUGCACAGCAACAGCGCGACUUAGCCGAACUCAACAACCAAUACAGCAGCGUGGUGAAGGAGAAGAAUGAGCUAUCAGAGAGCGUUCAGUCCAUGAUAAACUCUAUGAAUCAACAGGAGGAGACUCUUGACAAGCUGAACCUUGCCCUGACCGAGGAGAGGAAGCAGAGCGAACAGAAGCUGAAGGAGCAGCGACAGGAGCUAGAGCAUAAGUACCAGCAGCCAACCAAUGGAAAUGGUGGAUAUCUCGAGCGUGUCCAACGACCUCCCGCCAUGCCUGUGUCCAAGGUGGCAGUGACAAUGUGGCCGCAGAUCAGGCCUGCAGAGACGACCGACAAAGAGGUGGAGAGACUUGAGAAGCUGGUCCAGUGUCUACAGAAGAGUCUGGCUGAUGAGCUAGCACGGUCCAAGGUGCGAGAGUCAACCAUCAAGCUGCUAGAGGAUAAGAUGCAUUCGAUGCAGGCACGUCCACGCAAACAAAACAUGGUGAUUCUUGGCAAAAAGCGAUUCAACUCAAUUACAACAGAUGUCUUGGACAACAGAUUGGUGGAGGAUACAUACAAGUGUGUACAGAGCAUCCUUUUCUCACGUCCAAUCGAAGACCAUCAGGUGGAUUCACUCAACUUACUGUUAAAGACUGAGGCUGGACGAAGAAGGUUCUCACAGAUCCUCCACAUGACCCUGAAACAAGUUCCCAACAUUGUGCUGUCCCAAGACUCCUUCGAGGUGCUCCUAUUCCUAAUCAAUGCCACUCUACAAGAGAUGGAUAUCAGCAAGGAGCACGAUAUCAUCACCGCCAAAGUAAUACUUCAUGCAUCUAGCUCGCUUUAUCGCAUCACAGAGUCUGAUCAACAAGAGUUUAUCAAAGACUUCAUCAGGAGCUCACCAGUGUGGAGGAGCAUCAAGUUCUGGGAGACAUACUUUUGGGAACAAUUGGCCAAGAGACACAGAAAGAGAUAUGACAACGUGGAGACGGUGGACAAAGAGAUUGUGUCCAACCUACUCAGCUUCUUUGGUGUCAAUAUGAUCCACUUCUCAGUUCCAGCGGAUGACAUUAAGAACUUCCUCAUUGACAUUUCACAGUCAAACGGAUUGUCCUACUCAGAGGUCAACAUUGUAUUGGACUUCCUCAAAUCACAACAACCUCCACCUUCAUCCAAUGGCAAAGGAGAUGUACCCUUGUCUCCUUCUUUGAAGAAAGAUAAUAAGAAGACACAACCAUUCCUACGUCGCUAG
Acytostelium subglobosum LB1 is the source of this 4905-nucleotide messenger RNA. RefSeq lists its product as hypothetical. Gene Ontology annotation, biological process: regulation of signaling; regulation of cell adhesion. The coding region runs from base 1 to 4905 and encodes 1634 amino acids. The record is from RefSeq and is a predicted model, not a curated record. Gene Ontology annotation, molecular function: protein binding. Lineage: Eukaryota; Evosea; Eumycetozoa; Acytosteliales; Acytosteliaceae. The transcript has 4 exons.